This is a messenger RNA of Prosopis cineraria, 2164 nucleotides long. Its product is annotated as aldehyde oxidase GLOX1-like. NCBI's taxonomy places the organism in Eukaryota, Viridiplantae, Streptophyta, Magnoliopsida, Fabales, Fabaceae. The transcript is spliced from 3 exons. The record is from RefSeq and is a predicted model, not a curated record. Bases 77 to 2032 code for a protein of 651 amino acids.
CAUUCUGUGUCCAGGGACAUUAGUGUCCACUUCACUAAACAAAGCAAAUUAAAUCAACAAAAAAAAAAAAUUAAACAUGGCAGCCCUGCACAAGGUCAUUGUUUUGAUCCUCCCUCUCUUGUUCCUUGCUGCAGUAGAUGCCACUCAUCACAAACAUCGUCGUCGCCAUCACCAUGACGACGAUGACAGCGACGACGACGAUCCCAACCCUUUCGACCGCCCCGAUCUUCCCGAUCCCUUUGACUUGCUCAAGCCUAAAGAUUCUUUACCCGACGGUAAUCCUAUUGGCAAUCCCUUCGGUGUUCCCCUCAAUCCUUUCGGUCCAGACAACCCCAUUAACAUACCCAGCAAUCCUUUCGGUCCGGACAAUCCCAUUAACAGACCCAACAAUCCUAUUUUUGAUGGUAAAGAUUUGAACCUGGACGUGCCUGCAAAACCUGAUUUUGAGACGGUUUCUUUGGGGAUGUGGGAAUUGUUGAAUGUCAACACUGGGGUAUCCGCCAUGCAUGUGCAAUUGAUGGCCAAUAACAGGAUCAUUCUUUAUGAUACCAUCAUUUACCGUAUUUCCAGGAUCAAGGCACUACCAGGCGAUUGUAUUCAGUUCCUCGAUCCCCAGAAUGUAACGCAGCAAGAUUGUUGGGCUCACGUGGUUGAGUAUGAUAUUGAAACUAACCAAGUUGUCAGGCCCAUCAAGAUAGAGACAGAUCCGUGGUGCUCAUCAGGAGGGGUUGCACCUGACGGUUCCCUAGUCAGUACUGGUGGUUUCAUGACCGGAACUAGAUCCUUGAGAUUCCUUUCUGAUUGCGACAAUUGUCCCUGGAGAGAUUAUCCUAACACAUUCAAAGAAGAUAGAUGGUAUGCAACUCAAGCAAAGCUUGCAGAUGGAGGAUUCAUUUUGGUUGGAGGACGCAGAGCUUUCAGCUACGAGUACAUUCCAUUGGAAGGCGAAAAAAGCGACAAGCUCCAUUUCUUUCCUUUCCUCUAUGAGACCUCCGAUCUGGAAGAGAACAAUCUCUACCCAUUCGUCCACCUUUCCGUAGACGGAAACGUCUUCGUCUUCUCCAACAAUCGCUCCCUCCUCCUCAACCCCAAGACCAACAAGAUUGUUCGCACCUUCCCCGUCCUCCCCGGCGGGUCCCGCAACUACCCCGCCUCCGGCAUGUCCGCCCUACUUCCCAUCAAGCUCGACGCAGACGGCAAAGCCGAAUCGGCCGAGGUCAUGGUCUGCGGCGGCAACACCCCAGACGCCUUCCACAUAGCCGAGACCCUCAAGCAAUACCUUCCAGCUCUCCAAGACUGCAACAGAAUGGUCAUCACCGAUCGCGAACCCGCGUGGGACUCUGAAAUGAUGCCUUCCAGGAGAACCAUGGGUGACCUCUUGAAUCUACCCAAUGGACAGCUCUUGUUCAUCAACGGUGCUGAGAACGGUACGUCGGCAUGGUGGGACGCCGACGUUCCCAAUUUGACACCGGUGCUUUACAGCCCCGACAAGCCUAAGGGUGAGAGAUUUAAGGUUAUGGCGGGCACCUCCAUUGCCAGAAUGUAUCACUCAACUUCAGCUGUGCUUCCUAAUGGCAAAAUCUGGGUUAGUGGAAGCAACACUCACAACACUUACAGGGAUGUUGAUAAAUUCCCGACGGAGACAAGGGUAGAGAACUUCUCCCCUCCGUAUCUUGAUCCAGCUCUUGACGGGUUUCGGCCGGUGAUCGUCGAUGCAUCAUCCACCAAACUAUUGAAUUACAAGAAGACCUUUGAGACUGGUUUCACGGUGACCGACGGGACCGCGACUUUCACCAAGAAUGAUAUUAAGGUGGUGAUGUAUGCGCCGCCUUUUACCACUCAUGGAUUCUCUAUGAAUCAGAGACAAGUGGUGCUGCCGCCGGAAACUCUCACCGUCGGAGCCGGAGGGGUGUACACGAUAACCUCGAUGGCACCGGCGUCGGGAGAGGUUGCUCCACCAGGGUACUACUUACUGUUUGUUGUGCACCGUGGGGUGCCUAGCAAGGGACUGUGGGUGCAAAUCGGGGUGUGAAAAAAGUUGAAUUACUUUUAGCAUCCGUCCUUAUUGUUCUGGUGAUUUGGUUUUGCUUCUAAGGUAGUGCUCUUCCUUUCUCCCUCACAUGAUUUAAAAGAGGUUAAAAAGGCAUACUUCAUUCUUUCAAAA